AUGCUCUCCACGUCCACGAAGCACAGCAUCUCCACGCACCACGCGGGCUACGUGCAGCGCAUGGAGCUGCUCAUCCACGAGCUCGCUCCAGCCGACGUGGGGGCCUACACGUGCGUCGCGCGUAACUCCAUGGGGGAGGUGGCCUCCACGGUGUCUGUGUACUAUACUCCGCCACUAACAACGCCACGCCCGCCAGCCCCACACUCCUCCCAGCACAGGCCGCGGAGGCCUACUAAGGCCCCGGACGACCAGGACUCGUGGUUGCCAGAGGCAGGAAAUUAUCAGCCAAUCGACGCCAACGACGACACGCAUUUAGUGCCGCGUGGGACGCCGGAGGGAAAGCAUGUGCACGGCUCCCGUGAAGAUUAUUCUCAGCCAACCAAUUCACCCGAAAAGAACAACCUGCAAAUUUUCGUUGGAUUUGGUCGCAAUGGGGCGACCAUUUACCAUAAAAACAACAACGUAUUUUUCAUGAAUCUUGUUAUUAUAAUCAUGAAUUCGAUCUUUUCCCAAACGAGAACGGAUUCGCUAAUUUUUUCCCUAUUUUCAAUCCGUUUUCUGCGCACUUGAAAUAAAUGAGGAGUAACUGAAAUCAAAAUAAUGUAUCGCUGAUAUAUUAUCAUAAUAAUGAUCUUUCGGACGCUUAAUCGAAUUUCAUAUAUCAUGAGGUUUAGUGUAGGGUUAAGGUUCUCAUGAAUAGAUUGCGUAACUAUCGUUAAGUCAUAAUCAUAUAUGACAAAUUAUUUCUUACAAUAAGUAUCAUAAAUUUCCGUGAGAUUAUUUAAUCAUAAUC
Molecule: messenger RNA, 793 nt
Organism: Hyalella azteca
Lineage: Eukaryota; Metazoa; Arthropoda; Malacostraca; Amphipoda; Hyalellidae
Exons: 2
Coding region: 1-570 (189 amino acids)
Source: RefSeq, a predicted model, not a curated record